CCUUGAUCUAGUUCAUGGAUUGGGAUAUAUUAACUCCGUCUCAACCGGCAAGGCUUUCGAUAAACAGAAAGUCAGGUCGCUGGAACAAUGAGGAAGGAUGGAAAGCAUAUUUUCCUGAAGAAGCGGAUACAGAGUUAAUGGACUCAGACGCUCAUAGAACAAAGGUCGAGGGACGAAAAACCAUAGUAGAGACUUUCUAUCAAUUUUUUGAGAAUGAAGGAAUCGGAUUGCUCCAAAAAGCAGUCGAAGGAAAAAAAACUGGAACUUUCGUAUCUUCGAUAUUCUUUGACUAUCGAGCUUUUAAGGAAUGCUGCCCAAUAUCAGACUUGGAGAAUGCAAUAUGUAAUAUACCAGAAGAAACUAUUCCGUGCCUAAGCCUUGCUGCUAUAAGAUUUCUAGAGCACUUAUCGGACCAAAUAGAACAACAAGGCAUAAACGAAACUCUCGCUUUUCAAUAUUCUCACACAUUUUUGGAGGUCCUCAAGUCUAUACCUCCAGUAAAUCCUGGCGCCAGACCGUGGGUCCGUUUCUACAAUUUGGAGCAUUUGACCCCUCUGAAGGACUUGAAAGCAGCAUUUGUGGGAAAACUAGUGUCUGUCACGGGAACUGUCAUCCGUGUCAGUAAUAUUCGACAGCAAGUUCUUGCGAUGCCGUUCACUUGUUGUCGAUGCGGAAAUGAAAUUAUGAAAUAUCUCCCGGACUAUAAAUACUGUGUGCCUCACAAGUGCAUAUCUGAUGCAUGCAAAUCGAAAUCGUUCAAACCUGUUAGAAACAACGCACUCACAGUCGAUUGGCAGAAAAUCCGUAUUCAGGAAGCGGGAAACGAGACUAAAUCCAAAGAAGCUGGAAGAAUGCCAAGAAUGAUAGAUAUAGAACUUACUGGAGAUCUCAUUGAUAGCUGUCACCCUGGAGAUGUUGUCUCAGUUUGUGGUGUUAUAAAGGUUCUGCCAGUUUCAGGAGAGAAUGGAAACAGAAAUGAGCAGACUCAAAAAAGUUUGCACCAUCUUUAUAUUGAUGCUAAUUCCGUCAUAAAGGGAUCAAAGGGUUUCUCAACUGAAGAAAACAUAAAUAUGAUGAAGCCUCUCAGGUUCCGCCGUGAAGACAUAGCUGUCUUUAAGAAAAUUGCUCAAGAGGACGAUGCGUUUUCAAUCAUUGUGAAAUCUUUGUGCCCUUCUAUAUAUGGAAAUGAUAUUAUAAAAGCUGGUUUAACACUCAUUCUCUUCGGUGGUCAGUCCAAGAAAGAGUCCAACUAUCAGGACAACCAGCAGAUUCGCUCCGAUCUCCACUGCCUCCUAGUAGGUGAUCCAGGUUUAGGAAAAUCCCAAAUGCUCAAAUCUAUCUGCGACUUGUCUCCAAGAGGGGUGUAUGUUUCAGGAAACAGCAGUUCAGCCGCUGGAUUAACUGUGACAGUUGUAAAAGAACAAGGAUCCGGAGAUUACUCCCUUGAAGCCGGUGCUUUGGUUCUAGGAGACCAGGGAAUUUGCUGCGUGGACGAGUUCGACAAGAUGAGAAACGAACACCAAGCAUUAUUAGAAACUAUGGAACAACAGAGAGUUUCAAUAGCAAAGGCAGGAAUUCUUUGCAGUUUAUCAGCUCGGACAAGUGUUAUCGCAGCUGCGAAUCCCUGCAAGGGUCAUUACGAUAGCUCCAAAACUAUUUCUGACAAUCUAAGGAUGUCUCCUCAGUUGCUUUCCCGCUUCGAUCUCAUCUUUUUAAUGCUUGACAAGCCUCAUGAGAGUAAAGAUCGGCAACUUGCAGAAUACGUGACUUCAAUGCAUUUAAAACUAUCCCAGAAACCUUCGGACACAAGAAGAAGCUGUGGAGAAACAGGAAGCCAGUUGAAACUGACAAACUCAGAACUCAGUCUAACAACGCGACUCGAGAAGACAAUACCAAAGGAAAAACUACUUCCUCAUAGUAUAUUUCGGCGCUACGUUAGCUUUGCAAAAAGUACCAUACAACCGGUAAAUCACUACAAUUUUGAGUGAAAUUCUUCAACUGACUGUAGUUACAGCGGCUAAAUAGCUCGG
Galdieria sulphuraria is the source of this 2030-nucleotide messenger RNA. Its product is annotated as minichromosome maintenance family (MCM). NCBI's taxonomy places the organism in Eukaryota, Rhodophyta, Bangiophyceae, Galdieriales, Galdieriaceae. Bases 15 to 1988 code for a protein of 657 amino acids. The record is from RefSeq and is a predicted model, not a curated record. Gene Ontology annotation, cellular component: MCM complex; nucleus. Gene Ontology annotation, biological process: DNA replication. Gene Ontology annotation, molecular function: single-stranded DNA helicase activity; ATP binding; single-stranded DNA binding. The transcript has 4 exons.